Molecule: messenger RNA, 1638 nt
Organism: Nasonia vitripennis (jewel wasp)
Lineage: Eukaryota; Metazoa; Arthropoda; Insecta; Hymenoptera; Pteromalidae
Gene: Gsc
Product: homeobox protein goosecoid
Exons: 3
Coding region: 572-1558 (328 amino acids)
Biological process (GO): regulation of transcription by RNA polymerase II
Cellular component (GO): nucleus
Molecular function (GO): DNA-binding transcription factor activity, RNA polymerase II-specific; RNA polymerase II cis-regulatory region sequence-specific DNA binding
Source: RefSeq, a predicted model, not a curated record
UCAUCCGACCAUCACCACAAUCAUCAGCAAAAGAAAAACUAAUAACUAAUUCAAAAGAAAGCCUACACCUCCAAUUCCGAAUCAAGAAAAAUCAGGAAAAUCUCCUCGAUGCAUCCACUGCAUCUCUCUCUCCCUCAUUUCAAGGGUAGCUCCCCCAACGCCCCGCCUCCAUUUCUCCCCUCUCCGAACCCCGAGUCUCGCAGCCAGCAGAGUCGCGCUCGAGAGAAAAUCUCUCUCUCUCUCUCUCUCUCUCUCUCUCUCUCUCUUGGAGGGAGAGUUUCCAACGGCCGAGCAGACCAUCAGAGAGAGACUGCAUCCCCCCGUGCGUGGAUGCAACGCAGCGUCCAGUUCUGAUCGGCAUCUCUCGCGACUCAGUGCUACCCCGUAUAAACGCACCGACCGACGGCACACAGUGUUUUUCCUCGAACCAUGAAAAGUUCGCCACAGAGAACGAAGUGAAUCCAAGUGCAGCCGAAAUGAUCGAUCAGCUGAACUAACUCUUGAUAAAGCGUAAAAAACCAAACGAAAAAAAAGCUCCCGACACUCAAAACUCAGGCUGCCGACGGGUGCAAUGGUCGAGAGCAGUAGCGGCGGUUACGGCAACAACGCCGGCGACUCGUCCUCGCGUUCGCCCAUGACCGACUCGUCGCCGCCGCCUCUUCCAUCAACUUACGGUCAGCUACUCUACUCGCGAUCGCCCGAAGCCGUCCUCGGCAUAUCCCACCACCAUCACCACCAGCCGUCGCAUCAACGAGGAGGAAACGUCAGGACUACCACGUCGUCGUCGUCGACGUCAGCCGCGUCGCUCUUCACCAUCGACAGUAUUCUGGCGCCGAGACCGGCGAACAUGGGAAACGUUCCGGCGGCCGCGGCUGCCGCUGCCGCUGCCGCGAGUUUGCAAGCCGCUAUGCAAGGAGGCAGCGAGGGAAGCAACGCGAGAAACGUCGCUGCUGCCGCUGCCGCCGCUGCCGGGGUUCACCCGCUGCAGCAGCAACUGCAUCAUCUGGCUUUCACGUCCGCGGAUUUUCUCGCCGCAGCAUACCCAGGCCUGUACCCUGGCGGUUACGUAGCGGCGAUGGCAGCGGCUGGUGUCUCCCUUCACGGCCAGCCGGCUUUCUACCACGGAGCACACCCGUACCAGCUCAGUCCGAGCGGUGGUCCCGGCGUCGGUCCUAUGGCCAAACGCAAACGUCGACACAGGACCAUCUUCACCGAGGAGCAACUCGAGCAACUCGAGGCCACCUUCGACAAGACUCACUACCCCGACGUUCUUCUCAGGGAACAGCUGGCGCUACAGGUCGAUCUCAAGGAGGAGAGAAUAGAGGUCUGGUUCAAGAACCGCCGAGCCAAGUGGCGCAAGCAGAAGCGCGAGGAGCAGGAGCGACUUCGGAAGCUUCAAAUCGAGCAACGCAGCCGAGGUGGUAGCGGAGCCAACGAGGCGGUCAGCGUCAGCCCGUUGCGCGUCUCCGCGGCACACUUGGCCGCGAGUCGACAGCAGCAGCAACAGCAACACUGCACCGACCACGACACCGACAGCUCGGACCUCGAGGUCGCGUAGUUGAGGACGAGCGACGAUCGAUCUUCAGGUUUUUCUCAUUGACGUACGUGAUGAUGAUUUCGCUUUUGGGAAGAGUCUGC